Talaromyces stipitatus ATCC 10500 is the source of this 534-nucleotide messenger RNA. Its product is annotated as integral membrane protein, putative. The transcript has 2 exons. NCBI's taxonomy places the organism in Eukaryota, Fungi, Ascomycota, Eurotiomycetes, Eurotiales, Trichocomaceae. Bases 1 to 534 code for a protein of 177 amino acids. The record is from RefSeq and is a predicted model, not a curated record.
AUGGCUUCUCGGCUUGUAUUUGAUCCCAUGGCUGCUCUUGCUGUAGCCCCUCUAGUCUCGUCGACCUGCACACUCUGGUAUGCCCUCGAUCAACACCAUUUCCUGCGCGUGUUCACGUCUCCAACCAAUCGACCCAAAUCCGAUUUUAUUCUACCCACGUACUUUAAAGAGUUCUUCUCGGCAGGACUUCCUCGUGUGAUCGGGCUUCUUGGCUUGACAUUCUGGACAUCAAUUGGGAAUUACUAUUGGCGAUAUGACUCAUUGGUCGCUAGUCAUUCACUACGAUGGUAUAUAGCAGGUGCCGCGCUUUCGGCUAGCCAUCUGUUAUUUGUGCCUUUGGUAGCACCUCGUAUUCGCGCUAUUGUCGAGGAUGACCCGUCAAAAGGUCCGCCUACUAGUGUUUUGGAUGAAUGGUUGAAUAUCCAUUUCCUGCGUACCUGGACGGUGGAUUUGGCUGCAUGGGCAUGUUUAGCGGUGGCUGUGGCUUCAAAUCCUCAUACAUUGGUAUCAAUGGGUCUCCAGCUUAUUGAAUAG